UUAACCGACAUGUGUCCAGAAUUUGCAGUCAUUCGAACGGUGACCGCGAAACUGGACGGAAGGACCAUGAGUUCAAGUGUACAUUUACGCAGCUUGGGAGUGAUUUUAUGGUGUGCUUUUGUUUGUAACUUUUGUGAUUGCUCAACAUUUCGUCUGGGAAAGUCCAACUUAUCUAACUUGGAAACCUCAAUUUUUAAAAAUAGCCGCGAUCCUUCCAAUGCAUUCCACUCUGUCAAAAAACCGGCAUACUCUCUGCAAAACGUAAUAAACACAUCAAAUUUGGUUUCGUUACCUCAACCUACAUUAAAUGGAUUGUCAGCCCUCUUUCCGAAUCCGAGCUCUACAGAAUCUACUCCCUACGAAGAUUCUACUAGUACAAUCAGCCCAUCCGCUGAGUCAAGUGCCUCCGGCCUACCUGAUGGACCAAGUGAGAAUGUACCGGGUGAAGCAAAUUUGAAUCCGCCACGUUUCCCGAGUUUGAUUGAAUUGAUUGCUCUUCAACCGGAUAUUAAUGCCGUGCGUCCUGUUGUCACAUAUUCUCCUAUUUUUACAACUCCAACAACUGUAACAAGUACGGCAUCAACAACCACUACCCCAAGCUCAACAUCUACCAUGCCUGUAUCGUCAACAGACGCUUCGACAGCGUCUGAAACACCGAGUCCUCCGACAGAAUCAUCGCCUACGACAGCAACUCCAAGUUCUUCAACGGACUCGUCAACUCCAGCAGUAUCUGAUACAACAUCUACCACGCCGUUAUCGUCUACCGAUGCUUCGACUGUAUCUGACACUCCGAGUCCUCCGACAGAAGCAACCUCUCCAGCAGUGUCUGAUCCUACACCUACAACAGAAACUCCAAGUUCUUCAACGGACUCGUCAUCUCCAGCGGUGUCUGAUCCCACAUCUACCACGCCUGUAUCGUCUACCGAUGCUUCGACUGUAUCUGACACUCCGAGUCCUCCGACAGAAGCAACCUCUCCAGCAGUGUCUGAUCCCACAUCUACCACGCCUGUAUCGUCUACCGAUGCUUCGACUGCAUCUGACACGCCAAGUCCUCCGACAGAUGCAACCUCUCCAGCAGUGUCUGAUCCUACACCUACAACAGCAGGUCCGAGUUCUUCAACGGACUCGUCAUCUCCAGUGGUGUCUGAUCCAACAUCUACCACGCCUUCAGCGGUGUCUGAUCCUACACCUACAACUCAGGGGCCAAGUUCAUCACCAGCCCCAUCUGACACGCCAAGUCCUCCGACAGACUCUACUCCAAGUUCCUCUACCGAUUCCACUACGGCCAGCCCUGUCGCUCCAGCGGCUAUUGUCGGUCAAAUACCACACGUGUUUCAGUUGUUCCCUGGUUUCAACCCACCACCAAGUGGUAGUGCACUGUUACCGACUAUAGGGGGUAAUCCAGCUCCAGCCAACGACAGCCCGCUUGACCAAAUUCAAGGAGCUGCGGCGCAGCUGAUAGCUAGCAGUAACAUCCCUAGUAUUUUUAACAGUACUGCUGGAGGACUAAGUGCCAUUGCUUCACUUCCCAAUGUUAACGGUAUUAAUAUUCCGACCCCCGUAGCCAAUGACAGUCCAAUCGAGCAGAUUCAAACAACUGCUGCUCAACUUCUGGCCAGUGGUAGCUUUCCAUAUGUUUUUAACACUACAACGGGUGGACUCAAUGCUAUAACAUCCAUUCCUAGUAAUGCAGGUAUCAAUCUUCCGCAGCUCCCAACGCUCGGAGACACACCUGUAGCCAAUGAUAACCCAAUCAGUCAACUUCAAACUACUGCAUCCGAAUUGUUAGCAAGCAGCAAUGUUCCGAGCAUCUUCAAUAGCACUACAGCUGGAAUCAACAGCAUUGUUAGCAACGCUGGAAUCCAAAUUCCGCAAGUUCCUACCUUCAGUGAUGUCUAUGUAGCUAACGACACUCCUCUGAAUGAAAUUCAAACUGCUGCUUCUCAAUUAUUAACAAGCAGUAAUAUUCCGAACAUAUUCAACGGAACUACUGGAUUAAAUGCGAUUACUUCACUUCCCAAUAUCACCGGAAUCAGUAUCCCGGCGAUUCCAACCUUAGGUGAUGCGCCUGUAGCAAGCGAUACUCCGGUAAGUCAGCUACAAACGGCUGCUUCUCAGCUUGUAGUUAACUCGAAUCCUUCCAGCAUCUUUAACAAAACUGCUGGUGGAUUGAAUGCACAUUCUUUUCCAUAUGCCUACGGAGGGUAUUUCCUCGGUAAUGCUCCGAUAACCAACGACAGCCCUUUUGUGCAAAUUCAAAGUGCGGCAUCGGAAGCUGUAAACGUUUUUAACAGCACCGUUAACAAUAACAAUCCCAUAAAUCAAGCACAAAAUGCGGCAUCACAGCUUCUUGCCAGCAGCAAUAUUCCAUCCAUUUUUAAUACUACUGCAAAUGGCUUGAACAACUUUGCCAUCCCAAGCUUCAACAUCCCUCAAAUACCAACAUUUGGUGAUGUCCCUGUUGGCAAUGAUGGUCCUUUCACCACUGGACUUCAAAACACCGCCGGUAAUCCACCAGUCUAUAGGCCACUCCCAGAUCUUUCCAACUUCCAAUCCCAGCUUGCAGUUUUAGUAUCUCAACUUAAUAACGAGACUGCUCCAUUUCCCAACAACCCUAACGUCCAGUUAGAUGAUAUCCUGACGAAACCACAGACGAAUCCCGUCAAUUCCGCACAGCUUCAACCAAGCCCACCAGUUACAGAGAAGCAUCCACUGUUGACGAUUUUCCCGCAACAAGUCCAAUCCGACAGCUACUUUGGAAUUCCGUCAUUCAGCCUACCCAACAAUACCUUCGGGCAAUUCAUCAAUCAACUAGCUGGAUUAGCUUCAAACUUCACUGGAGGCGCUUCAAAUGCCACUAACACCAACACCACGGAGAGUACCAACUCUGGAACUAAUCCUUUGCAAAGCAUUGGGAAUCAAAUUUCAUCCGGAUUUAGCAACGUAGCAGAAGUUAUAUCAAACGGCACGGCCGCGAUCGGAAACCUUGGAGCACAAAUCGCGAACCAAACUGCUUCUUCUAAUGGAACUAGUGCCAACAACGCAAAUGGAACUGUUGUUCCAGACGCGAAUCAGCUAGGAGGAGCCCUAUCACAAAUCAUUUCGAAUGGAACAAGCAUCAUUACGGCGCCAAUAAACUCAAUCUUUCAAACUAAUUUCAGCAGAGCAUACAACCCCGCACUAAACAAUCUUUACAAUCAAUUAAGUUCUGUUGGAAGCAACGAAACAGUCACUCAGGUGACUAAUGCGCUUAGUCCUGCCGUACUCGCUGGACAACUGAGUGGAAUUCUGUCACAACUGCAAGCAAGUAAUCCACUAGCUUCGAACGAUGUCGCACCCAGUCAACAGCAAGAAGCCAAUUCAAAUGGCAUCCUAAACUGGAACGCGAUCAACAAACUACCCAUAAUCAGUAACUGGAUCGGUACAAACAGUAACAACAAACCUGUCAGCAUCGCAAGGCCCACGCUAAGCUGUCCAGUUUGCCAGGAGGUCUGUGGAAAGGUGAACUCUCCAGUUAAACUGCGCCAGCAACGUGUCGUCGGAGGAACUGUCGUAGACCCCGCGAACAAGUACCCCUGGACCACACGCUUUGUCUACUUCAACUCCAACGCCGGACAGGGAUCGCUGAUAAACGAUCGUGCCGUCGUAACAACCGCCACCACCGUCAUCGGAAUGCCACUCUACUCGCAGGCAACGGCACUGUUCAACGUGUACGACACCCUGUCGACAACGGAGCAACGCUUUUCCAAGAACCUAGCCAGAGUGAUCCCCCAUCCCAAGUUCAACACGAACAACCCGCUCAACAACAACAUUGGCAUAGUGAUCCUCGAUAGUCCCGUCGCGAUGUCCACGUUCAUCCAACCCAUCUGCUUGCCAACGACGUUUGACUCGUACGCCGGAACGCAGGCUGUGGUCGCUGGAUGGGGUGCUGACAGCAUUGGGGGUCAUUCAUCACCGGUUCCGCACGAGGUAUCGAUUCCGAUAUACUCCUCGGCAGAGUGCAAACUGGCAAACGACAAUCUCACCACUAACAAUCUGUGCGGUGGAGUUGUUCAACCAGCUCAAUCGGGUUCGGUGAAAUCAACGUGUGAGGGUGAUGACGGAGCCGGAUUGAUGGCACCAUCCCGAGUUGAUCCUUCCUUGCUGACACUCAUCGGAAUCACUAUUGAGACUGCUGGCGAAGGAUGUGGAAACAACAACCAACCGGCCGCAUUCACCAAUGUCCAAAACUACAUCGACUUUGUCCUGUACAACGGAAUUGGGUGUGGGUGUUAAGCAAGGAAUUUCUUUCAUUUAUUAAUAAAAAAACUUCUUCACAGCAGA
Messenger RNA from Culex pipiens pallens (northern house mosquito), 4323 nucleotides. Its product is annotated as mucin-17-like. Gene Ontology annotation, molecular function: serine-type endopeptidase activity. Lineage: Eukaryota; Metazoa; Arthropoda; Insecta; Diptera; Culicidae. The record is from RefSeq and is a predicted model, not a curated record. Gene Ontology annotation, biological process: proteolysis. The transcript is spliced from 3 exons. Bases 10 to 4275 code for a protein of 1421 amino acids.